Messenger RNA from Cicer arietinum (chickpea), 2250 nucleotides. RefSeq names its product protein BCCIP homolog. The record is from RefSeq and is a predicted model, not a curated record. Gene Ontology annotation, cellular component: nucleus. NCBI's taxonomy places the organism in Eukaryota, Viridiplantae, Streptophyta, Magnoliopsida, Fabales, Fabaceae.
CAGAAGUGCAACAUCCAAAAAUAAGUAAUGAUUAAUUUGGGUAAAAAAAAUCUCAGUUCCAACCACCACAUGUACCGUUUUGCUUUCUCCAUUGCCUCCAAAGCUCGGAUUGCUAGGAACAAUGCUCAUCAGGUGAAGAUGGAGUAACUGUUGCUAACUGCUCAUCAAGAAUAUCGGCGCCAGUCUUGUAAAGCAGGUUGCAAAUGCUACCAAUGAUGUGGCUGGUGAUACUUUAAAGUUAAAUAUUCACCAUUGAUUUGGUUUUAUCCCUAGGAAAUGGUAUAGAUGAUGAAAGUUAUAUCUAAAUACUGUCGCAUUUGACAUACUGAUAUUGUGCAUUUGUCUUAUUAUGACCAAGUAAGUAAUGAGUGCUCUAAAUUGAAUAAAGGUUUGUUUUUCCAAUCGACAGGUAUGAGAUAUACUUUUUUGUUCUUAGGUACCUUCAAUCUUUGAUUCAUGGUUUUGCUUAUUUGAUUUGUUUUCUCAUUAUCUUAGGUAUGUGCAAUCAAAGCCCCUGGUUUCGGUGAAAACCGGAAAUCUGGUCUCCAGGAUCUCGCUGUUCUCACGGGAGGUCAACUUAUCACUGAAGAGCUCGGCAUGAAUCUUGAAAAAGUUGAUCUUGAUAUGUGUGGCUCUUGCAAAAAGGUAUCAGUUUAGCUUAAGUUGAUCUCUACAGAAUAGGUCGGCAAUAGAAAAUAGCACUUCAGAUUAUGACAAGGAAAAAUUACAAGAUUAGCCAAGCUUUCUUGGGGUGUUGCGGUGCUUAAGAUUGGAGGAGCCAGUGAGGCUGAAGUUGGUGAGAAAAAGGAUAGAGUGACAGACGCCUUAAAUGCAACUAAGGCACUAAGGCAGCUGUAGAGGAGGGCAUAGUACCUUACCCGACCCAUGAACCAUUACUGUAACGAAAAUAAUCAGCCGGCCGGGGCGUGAGAAGAGCGCCGCUAUUAUGACUUCACAAUCUGUCGCGUGACCCUAACAACCAUGGUUGAGGGCAUUUAAGACAUUUUACUUUGCAUAUACUGUUGCUCGCCGCUUGUGACUACAUAGACCGAAAUGCCUCGAAGGGCAAGAAGGCAUGAACAACUCAGAUCUUGGCCCAUUACAUUCUCCCCUUUUGCUCGUGCUCUUGCUCGUAUGGCUCCCGUUUCUAUGCCAAAGCGUCAUUCCGAAUCCAUUGAAGACCCCGCCUCUUCCUCUGCUAGUAAUGGAUUCAUCAAGCAUCCCCUUGAAGAAUCUGAGUCAUCUGACGGGGAGUUUGAUGGAGUUGUUCAAGCAGAUUUUGCCUUUUUUGAUCCUAAACCCAAUGAUUUCCAUGGAGUUAAGACCUUGCUGCAAACUUACCUAGACGUUGAAGAAUGGGAUUUGAGUGGCUUUGUAGACUUGAUUUUGGGACAGACCACUGUAGGGACUGUUGUAAAGGUAGAGGAUGAUGCUGAUGAAGGAAUAUUCGCCCUUGUUACCGCUCUUAAUUUAUGGAGGUAUAGGGAGCAAAGAUGUAUUAUGUCAUUCAAGGACUUUCUUCUCCUUAAAGCAUGCCAAGAGAAGGGCAUUGCUGAUCAAUUGAGAUUACUUUUAGGGGAACAAGCACAUAACGUGGGUAUCCUGGUAUCACAGCGUGUGGUGAACCUUCCUCCCCAGCUUUUACCACAUCUUUAUGAUUCUCUUUUUAACGAAGUGUCAUGGGCCACAGAAGAUGAGCCAACGGAGGACCUCCGGAAUUCCUUCCAGUUUAAGCAUUAUUUAAUACUUAGCAAAAUUUACAAGCACAAGAAUGCAGAACAGAAAAGGAAACUGGGUGAAGAUAAUGAUGAGGCGAUUGUAUAUGUAAAGCCUGAGGAUGAACUUUUUCACAAGUUAAGCUCGUGGUCCUUCUGUUUUCCUUUGCGCACUCAGCAGCCUGCACCUCACGAGUUGAAGAAUUACAAGUCAAUGGGAUUAAUUAUGACUGUUGAGGCCGACAAAAUUCCUACGUUUCGUCAACAAAUAGGUUAUCUAAUAAAUGAAAGCUGAAUCUCUAUCAAUUAUUUAAGAGAAUGUUAAAACUUUCUGAAGUUACCGGCAAUUUUAAGCAUAUUCUUUUUAAUACGGGAGAUUUGCUUUGCUGAACAUGAGAUCUCAAACAUACCGACAGAGUCUAUUACACAGCCCAAACCUAGCCUAUUAUAUUGGUCCAUAGACUCGUCAAUAAAGUCCUAACUCACAAUCUCUAAUAUUAUGCCUUUUAUUGAAAUAAAAUUUUUAAAGUCCCAA